Metarhizium brunneum ARSEF 3297 is the source of this 1581-nucleotide messenger RNA. RefSeq names its product O-acetyltransferase PaAT-1. Gene Ontology annotation, cellular component: membrane. Gene Ontology annotation, biological process: polysaccharide biosynthetic process. The record is from RefSeq and is a predicted model, not a curated record. Gene Ontology annotation, molecular function: acyltransferase activity, transferring groups other than amino-acyl groups. Lineage: Eukaryota; Fungi; Ascomycota; Sordariomycetes; Hypocreales; Clavicipitaceae.
AUGAAUCCAAGGGAUGAUUUGACGCCUACCUCUUCACAAGAAGAGAAUCUGGGGCUUUUAGACGACAAAAUUAGCACGGAUUCUGACAGUGAGGGCGGCAGCGUCACCGACGCCCAGUCUUGGUUCGGAGUCAGAGUUCAAUACCCAGAUUAUUCCAAACAUCUAUGGACUGUUGCGGAUCGCUGGAGUCACCUACGUUCAGCACCAUGGCGAGUGCUCUCGAUUCGAGCCGUUGUGUUUCUAAUGCCGAGUUUCCUGCAGGGAAGGCAUGCCCGCGAGCAAUUAUGCCCCCCGAAGCUCGCUCCUACGGCCUACCUAGACGGCAUGAGAGGUCUGGCUGCUCUCUUUGUGUUUUUCUGCCAUUACUCCUAUCAGGCCUUUACAAUUGCGAAAAGCUGGGGCACAGGGACUGACAACUACCACUUCUUGAAGCUCCCCUUCCUCAGACUAUGGUAUCAAGGACCCGUAGCCGUUUGCGUGUUCUUCGUCGUCUCAGGAUACGCAUUAUCCUAUCGACCAAUUAAAUUGAUCCGAAGCGGCGCCCUUUCUGAUUUUGCUACCACCAUGAGCUCCCUGACCUUCCGCCGAGCCCUUCGCUUGUAUCUACCAACUGCCGUUUCCACAUUCAUGAUCAUAUGUCUGCUGAGAAUCGGUGCCUACGAAUGGACACGACAAUUCGCUAGUGACCGAAUGUAUAUGAAGAACAUUGUCGAGCCUCAUCCAGUUCGAAUGGAGUCGCAGUACGCCCAAUUCAGAGAUUGGGCCCUUCACAUGUACAAUUUUGUUCACGUAUUUGGUUGGGACGAACACGGCGGCAGCACAUCAUAUGAUGUGCAUCUAUGGACUAUUCCUCUCGAAUUCCGAUGCUCUCUAUACUUGUUUCUUGUCAUUAUUGGCACCGCACGCCUGAGGACUAGUAUUCGAUUUUUGACUGUCGGGGGAAUUAUAUGGUUCAGCUAUCGGCAUUCAAGAUGGGAGCUGUGUUUGUUCCUGUGUGGCAUGCUUCUUGCGGAGACGGACCAUAUUCGUGGUGCUCACAUUCCUCUACCUGCUUUGCCCCAGAGCGAAAAGCAGCCUAGAAUGUCUCGCGGAUGGGCCAAGAGUUUAUUUUGGACUUCUGUCAGUGUCCUAGGCCUAUAUUUGAUGUCGCAACCAGAUGAUGGAGGUGAGGUGGCCCCAGGUUGGGUCUAUUUGACCUCGCUCAUUCCUGGGUGGUGGAAAGUAGAAAAAUUCCGAUACUGGCAAUCUGCAGGCGCAGUUUUGUUUGUCCUGGCUGUGGGUCACUCUCGAGCAUGGCAGAGAUUCUUUAAUUCUCCUGUUGUGCAAUACUUUGGCAAGAUUUCAUACGCCUUGUAUUUAAUGCACGGCCCCGCAAUGCACACGGUUGGCUAUCAUUGGGAGAAGAUGGCGUAUGGAAUUACCGGUGUUGAAGGAUAUUGGUACAACAUUGGCUUUUUUUUGGGCGCGGCCUUUACCAUCCCCACGGUCAUUUGGUGGGCUGAUGUCUUCUGGAGGGCGGUGGACAUUCCCACCGUCAAGUUUGCCAAAUGGUUCGAAAGCAAGUGUAUUACCAAAAAUUGA